Molecule: messenger RNA, 2727 nt
Organism: Rhizophagus irregularis DAOM 181602=DAOM 197198
Lineage: Eukaryota; Fungi; Glomeromycota; Glomeromycetes; Glomerales; Glomeraceae
Biological process (GO): ubiquitin-dependent protein catabolic process; protein polyubiquitination
Cellular component (GO): cytoplasm
Molecular function (GO): ubiquitin protein ligase activity; protein binding
Source: RefSeq, a predicted model, not a curated record
AAGAAUCAGAAAUUUUUUACAAUUAAUGUCAUCAUUUUAGAUUUAGGUCGGAGUUACAGGAAUUACGUUGUAAAACAUAGAAAAUUCGUUGCCACAAGCUAUACUUUUCGCUCUUUUCAGUUCUCUUUAUUUAUUAUCAUUGUUAAUAAAAGAAUAUUAAUAUAUAAAACCUUAGAUUAAAACCGAAGAUAUUUUUUAUAUUAUAAAUAACGGAAUAAGACGAAGUUUUCCUACAUGGCUACGUCUAAUUCACAAACAAAGACAAUACGUUUAACAGUCAUUGCAGCAGAUGGUCUAUAUAAGAGAGAUGUCUUUCGACUACCCGAUCCUUUUGCAGUAGUUACUGUUGACGGUGAACAAACACAUACUACUUCUGUUAUAAAAAAGACUUUAAAUCCAUAUUGGAACGAGAGCUUUGAUGUACAAGUAACAAAUCAAAGUGUCAUAGCUGUUCAAAUUUUUGACCAGAAAAAAUUUAAAAAGAAAGAUCAAGGAUUUUUGGGUGUAAUUAAUGUUCAAGUUGGUGAUGUGAUUGACGUUAAUUCUGCAGGAGGAGAUGAAAUGUUGACAAAAGAUUUGAAAAAAUCAAACGCAAAUGAAGUUGUGCAUGGUAAACUCAUUAUUAACCUAACCACAAAUGUGAGUGCACCACCUAACCAUCCUGGUUCACUUGGUAAUAUGAGAGCUUCAACAAGUCAGGAAAGAGGUGCCUCUUCAACGUCAGGACCAGGACCAAGAGAAGAUGGUUCGUCAGUACCAAUCAGUGCACAAAAUGGUGCAGGACCUUCAGGUACUACUAAUGGGGCUGCUGUAAACGGUAAUAGCCGACCAUUCAGUUCCUUUGAAGAUCAACAUGGACCAUUACCACCUGGUUGGGAACGUCGGGUUGAUCAUCUUGGACGUACAUAUUAUGUCGAUCAUAAUACUCGCACUACAACUUGGACAAGACCAUCAAUAAAUGCAACUUCAGCUCAACGAUUACAAGAGCAACAAAAUAUCACAGAAUUAGAACGUCGUCGUCAUAAUAAUCGUACACUUCCUGAAGGAGAACGGCCAACAGGUCCUUCUUCUGCGCAAAGCGCUUCAUCUACUUCAAUUUCAAAUUCAACUUCAGAAGCUUCUACAAGCACUACCCCCACCACAACAAAUGGAUUAACAGUUGGUCAGGGAGCUACAACUGCUGGAUAUGGUCCUUUACCUUCCGGUUGGGAACAAAGAACAACACCUGAAGGAAGACCAUAUUUCGUUGAUCAUAAUACCAGAACUACAACGUGGGUUGACCCUCGCAGACAACAAUACAUUAGAAUGUUUGGAGGCGGCGCCAGUGCUGGUGUCACUAUUCAACAACAACCCGUGUCUCAACUUGGUCCAUUACCAUCCGGAUGGGAAAUGCGUUUAACGAGCACUGCCAGAGUAUACUUUGUAGAUCAUAAUACAAAGACAACUACAUGGGAUGAUCCUCGAUUGCCUAGUAGUUUAGAUCAAAAUGUUCCCCAAUAUAAGAGGGAUUUCCGUAGAAAACUUAUUUAUUUCAGAUCUCAGCCUGCCCUUCGCCCUGUUCCAGGUCAAUGUCAUAUUAAAGUCCGACGUAAUCGUAUUUUUGAAGAUGCUUACAUAGAAAUUAUGAAACAACAACCACAGGAUUUGAAGAAACGACUGAUGAUUAAAUUUGAUGGAGAAGAUGGGUUGGAUUAUGGUGGUUUAUCCAGAGAGUUCUUCUUCUUGCUGUCUCAUGAAAUGUUCAAUCCUUUCUAUUGUCUUUUUGAAUAUUCGGCACAUGAUAAUUAUACUCUUCAAAUAAAUCCUCACUCGGGAAUUAAUCCUGAACAUCUGAAUUACUUUGAAUUUAUUGGAAGAGUUGUCGGUCUUGCUAUUUUCCAUCGACGAUUUUUAGAUGCUUUCUUUAUUACUUCAUUUUACAAAAUGAUUUUGAAGAAAAAAGUUGGUUUACAAGACAUGGAAAGUGUUGAUGCAGAUUUCUUUAGAAGUUUGACUUGGGCUUUGGAAAACGACAUCACUGAUGUGUUAGAUUUGACAUUUUCAACAGAAGAUGAUCGCUUCGGUGAGGUAGUAACUGUUGAUUUAAUAGAAGACGGUCGGAAUAAAGCAGUUACAGAAGACAACAAAAAAGAUUAUAUUGAAUAUAUUACGGAAUGGCGUAUUUCCAAACGUGUUGAGGAACAAUUCAAAUCAUUCAUGAAAGGGUUUAAUCAACUUAUACCACAAGAAUUAAUUGCUGUUUUCGAUGAACGUGAAUUAGAGUUAUUAAUUGGCGGUAUCGCAGAAAUCGAUGUUGAUGAUUGGAAGAAACACACUGAUUACAGAGGGUACACUGAGUCCGACGAAGUUAUAGUGUGGUUCUGGAAAUGCGUCCGAUCAUGGGAUUCUGAAAAGAAAUCUCGAUUAUUACAAUUUACUACUGGAACAUCUCGUAUUCCUGUGAAUGGUUUCAAGGAUUUACAAGGAAGUGAUGGUCCAAGACGAUUUACCAUUGAAAAAGCAGGAGAAGUUACCCAACUUCCAAAAAGUCAUACUUGCUUUAACCGAAUCGACUUGCCUCCAUAUAAAACUUAUGAAGCAUUGGUAUCUAAAUUAACAUUAGCAGUAGAAGAAACUGUAGGGUUUGGACAAGAAUAAAGAACUAAUUUAUUACUUAGUUUAUUGUUAUCAUGAUGUAGAUAUUAUUUUCCUGGGAUUAAACUGGACUCUUGUGAUUUUAUUAUUUGU